AUGGCCGACGGAAGCGCAAGACCCGUCAUCAUCGUUGGCGCCGGCAUCAGCGGCCUCCUCCUCGCGCAGUAUCUGACCCAAUCUGGGAUACCUUUUCGAAUUUUCGAGCGCCGGGAGGACCUUGCCACGACAAACGUUGGUUGGGGACUGACUCUUUCCUGGUCUCUUCCCACACUGAGAAAUUUGCUUCCGGCUCCGCUGCGAGAACGUUUACCUGAGGCAUAUGUAGACAGUGCCGCCGUAGAGCGGGGCGAAGCGUCCGCGUUCCCUUUCUUCGACCUCAGCACGGGAGAGCUUAAAGCUAAGACGCCCCUGGCACCAGAGUCUCAGAGAAUCCGGGUCAGCCGCGAGAGGUUCAGAAAAUUAUUGGCAACCGAUAUCACAAUCGAGUGGGGGGAAACAUUCACUUCCUACGAUACUGGCGAAGACUGUGUAUCUGUCCGCUUCGAGGAUGGAUCGCAAUGCGUGGGCUGUCUUUUAGUGGGCUGUGAUGGUGCUCAUUCCAGAGUUCGUCGCAUUCUGCUUCCUAAAGCGCAGAACAACCACAUCCCUAUCCGCGUAAUGGGCACAAAAGUGCACUUGACUCCGAGCGAGAUCGAGCCCUUGCGAAAUCUCGACUCUUUCUUUCUGCAAGCUACGUCGUCUCGAAAUAAUACCUUCACAUACUUCAGCGUGCUGGAUGCACCUGGCGAUGAGGGUGGACAAACCUACACUGCCCAGUUUGUCGUUUCCUGGCCAUACCGCAAAGAGCUCCCUGUUCACGACAGCCUGGUCGCUAUGCCUACUUCAGAUACUGCAAGGCUAGAGUUGCUGAAGACGUUUGCUGAGACGUGGGCGGAGCCCAUUCGUUCUUUCGCACUCAACCUGCCAAACACAGUUGAAUUGAAGCCUCUGGAGCUUUCAGACUGGCCACCACCAAGAGGUAUUCAUGAUCGUGGCGAUGGUGCAAACCACAGCAUCCAAGAUGUCCAAGAGAUUGCCCGCAAAGUCGCACCAAUGCUGUCUGCACGGUCUUCUGAGAACGCCUUGCGGGCUGCGAUAGAUAGAUAUGAGAACGAAGUCACCGCUAGAUGUCGUCCAGCUGUGUUGGCUUCAAGGCAAGCUGCACUCGAUGCACAUGAGUAUGGCAGGAUCAAUGCGAGCAGUCCGCUGCUGAGUCCACGGGUUAUGAAGCUUGAGUUUAACGAAUGA
Molecule: messenger RNA, 1191 nt
Organism: Didymosphaeria variabile
Lineage: Eukaryota; Fungi; Ascomycota; Dothideomycetes; Pleosporales; Didymosphaeriaceae
Exons: 5
Coding region: 1-1191 (396 amino acids)
Molecular function (GO): FAD binding
Source: RefSeq, a predicted model, not a curated record